AUGUACCCAGGUCGUGUGAUAGGCAAGCUGCUCUGCUCUGGGGAGAAGGAGGUCGAUCUGGCUGUGCAGAGUGCAAAGGCUGCCUUUAAAAUAUGGAGUCAGUUGUCUGGCAUGGAGCGGAGCAGGGUGCUGCUGGAGGCCGCCAGAAUUAUUCGGGAGCAGAGAGAAGAAAUUGCCACCUUGGAAACCAUCAACAAUGGGAAAUCCAUCUUUGAAGCCAGAGUAGACAUUGACAUAUCCUGGCAGUGCCUGGAGUAUUACGCAGGACUGGCAGGAUCUCUAGCUGGUGAACACAUCCAACUUCCCGGGGGAUCCUUUGGGUACACUCGGAGAGAGCCCCUUGGGGUGUGUGUUGGCAUCGGAGCCUGGAAUUACCCUUUCCAGAUUGCCUGCUGGAAGUCUGCCCCGGCCUUGGCGUGUGGCAAUGCGAUGGUCUUCAAGCCCUCUCCCUUCACCCCCAUUUCGGUGGUGAGGUUGGCAGAGAUCUUCACAGAGGCCGGUGUGCCCAAAGGGCUCUUCAAUGUGGUGCAGGGUGGAGCGGCCACAGGCCAGUUCCUCUGUCAUCACCCAGAUGUGGCCAAAAUCUCUUUCACUGGCAGUGUGCCAACUGGCAUCAAGAUCAUGGAGAUGGCAGCUAAAGGGAUCAAACCAGUCACCCUGGAGCUGGGGGGCAAGUCCCCCCUUAUCAUCUUUUCGGACUGUGCCUUGGAGAAUGCUGUGAAUGGAGCCCUCAUGGCCAACUUCCUUACGCAGGGCGAGGUGUGCUGCAACGGCACGCGGGUGUUUGUGGAGAGGAAGAUACUGGAUGUCUUCACAAAGGAGGUGGUGAAACGCACCCAGAAAAUUAAAAUUGGAGAUCCGCUUCUGGAAGACACGCGGAUGGGAGCCCUCAUCAACCGGCCCCACCUGGAUCGUGUCCAGGGCUUUAUCAAGCAGGCAAAGGAGCAGGGGGCAGAGGUGCUGUGUGGUGGGGACCUGUACGUGCCAGAUGACCCAAAGCUGAAGAACGGCUACUACAUGCGACCCUGCGUGUUAGGGAACUGCACAGAUGACAUGACGUGUGUUAAGGAAGAGAUCUUCGGGCCUGUCAUGUCCAUUCUGCCGUUUGACACAGAGGAGGAGGUUGUGGAGAGAGCCAACAACACUAAAUUUGGCCUGGCAGGUGGUGUCUUCACCAGGGAUAUCCAGAAGGCUCACAGGGUAGUGGCUGCUCUCAAGGCUGGGAUGUGCUUCAUUAACAACUACAACAUCAGCCCCGUAGAGCUGCCUUUUGGAGGAUACAAGGCAUCAGGAUUUGGCAGAGAGAACGGGCGGGCUGCCAUCGAGUACUACUCGCAGCUGAAGACUGUCUGCGUGGAGAUGGGUGAUGUGGAAUCUGUGUUUUAGUGGCUCUGGGGCCUGCUCAAGGGAGCAUCAGCCAGUUCUUGUCUGUCAGCCAGAGAUGUGGAUCAUUUACACAGCAAUAAAGUGCUCUAAAAUUGUAAGUGCCUGGGGAGGGAACGUAGCUGGAGCAGCAUUUACAUUCCCACCUGCAGGAGCAGGGUUGCUAUGUGCAGGGCUCAGCCUGUGGGCCUGCUC
Molecule: messenger RNA, 1578 nt
Organism: Nipponia nippon (crested ibis)
Lineage: Eukaryota; Metazoa; Chordata; Aves; Pelecaniformes; Threskiornithidae
Source: RefSeq, a predicted model, not a curated record